CAUCAUCAACCCCAUAACAGCAUACAUCCAUACGUUGCGAGUGCUGCGCCCGAUCACAUCACAGACAGCCCUGCUCGAGCAUCCUCUGCCGGUACAGGUAUCUAAAGCCGACGACAAAGCUGCGGAUCGCCCUCAGAGCCCUUGAGCUUUCACCAAUCAAAGUUGCGAAAACCUAAUCACUAUUGUUCAAGAUGUCAGAGAGCGGUCCGCCUUACUUGCAUGCUCGCUACCAGAUCGUAAGCAUAGACUGGAAUGUUCCUCUGGAUAGCAACACAAAACUCGCUCGGAACGGAAACCUCAGCCAGACCGUGACGACAAGUCUCGAUCCGCAGUCCUAUUAUCGUGACUUGUCAGUGGCAGUUCUCGCCGUUCAACAGAAAUUGAACGAUGAGUUGACUCGAUGGAAAGAGCACGUUGGAGAUGCAGAGCGGUUCAAAGAAGGCGCAGGCCAAGCGGGAGACAAGCUGCCAUCAUCUACAAGGCAUGCUACAGGAGGAGAUGAAGUAUCAGAUGAUCAAAGUGGAGACGAAGAGACGCUGUGAUAUUUGCCACGUCAUGAGUCUAGCUAGACACUUCGCCACCGUUGUUGUCCCCGCU
Messenger RNA from Kockovaella imperatae, 597 nucleotides. RefSeq lists its product as hypothetical. The record is from RefSeq and is a predicted model, not a curated record. The transcript has a single exon. Bases 192 to 542 code for a protein of 116 amino acids. NCBI's taxonomy places the organism in Eukaryota, Fungi, Basidiomycota, Tremellomycetes, Tremellales, Cuniculitremaceae.